AUGUACAGAUCGGUAGUGAAACUAGCUAUGUUGUAUGGCGCGGAAACCUGGCCUGUUUCAGUGAAAGUGGCUGAGAUGUGUGGGGUCACAAGAAGGGAUAGGAUUCGUAAUGAGUUGAUUAGAAGUACAGUUGGGGUGGGUCAAUUUGGUAGGAAGAUGCAGGAGGCCAGGAUGAGAUGGUUUGGUCAUGUGCAGAGACGUGAGGAGGAUAAUGUGGGACAGAGGGUGCAGGAUUUGGAUCUGGGUGGCAGGAGAGGGCGAGAAAGGCCAAGGAUGAGGUGGAGAGACAGUGUGGAGGCUGAUCUGCCGGAGAAGGGCUGGAGACAAGGGGAGGAGAUGGACAGGAUUCUGUGGAGGAUGCGGCUGAAGGAGGGAAAUGCCGACUCCAUAUGA
Messenger RNA from Nilaparvata lugens (brown planthopper), 393 nucleotides. RefSeq lists its product as uncharacterized. The coding region runs from base 1 to 393 and encodes 130 amino acids. NCBI's taxonomy places the organism in Eukaryota, Metazoa, Arthropoda, Insecta, Hemiptera, Delphacidae. The transcript has a single exon. The record is from RefSeq and is a predicted model, not a curated record.